This is a messenger RNA of Olea europaea var. sylvestris, 1863 nucleotides long. Its product is annotated as 5'-3' exoribonuclease-like. Gene Ontology annotation, molecular function: 5'-3' RNA exonuclease activity; 5'-3' DNA exonuclease activity. NCBI's taxonomy places the organism in Eukaryota, Viridiplantae, Streptophyta, Magnoliopsida, Lamiales, Oleaceae. The record is from RefSeq and is a predicted model, not a curated record. Bases 241 to 1602 code for a protein of 453 amino acids. The transcript has 5 exons.
UUAAUUUGAUGACUCAAUGUUAUGAAUAACGAUAAUAUUUUUUUUAUUUUAACGAGAAAAGAUAGAGAACAAAGUACUAUAUUCGAAAACAAAUAGAUAUAUACCCUACACAGAUCCUACCGCUUGACCUCAAUUGUUCAAUAAAACCCAACGAUUCCCUCCUCCUUUCUUCUUCUUCUUCUUCAUUAUUUUUCUCCUGCUUCGUCAUUAUCAUUUAUUUCCUUUUUCUCUCAAAAUCAAAUGAUGGCUGAUAAAGAAAGCUCGAAAAAGCCAAUUGUUAAUAACAGCAAUAAUAAUUCUAAGAAAAAGAAGAAAAAGAAGAGAGGCGGUGCCAAGAGGAAAAUGACCCUUGAACAAACAGUGGCAUACAAAUCAGUCCGGGAAUGGGUUUUCUUGGACCGGUCUAAUGAUAAUAGCUUUAAUUCAAUGUGUCUUUUUGAUUCGGUUUUGGAUGACUUUGGGGUGCAAUGGUACCAGCCAAAAGAAAAACUUGUCUUUGAAUUUCACUGUCACUCAACAUGCAGUGAUGGAUUCUUGUCUCCUUCCAAGCUUGUGGAGAGAGCUCAUCAAAAUGGGGUCAAAGUGCUUGCUUUAACGGAUCACGACACGAUGUCUGGAAUCCCUGAAGCCCUGGAAGCAGCACGCAGAUUUGGCAUCAAGAUUAUACCUGGUGUUGAAAUUAGUACAAUGUUCUCCACAAGAGGAGAGUCGGGACCAAAAGAACCUGUUCACAUUCUCGCAUAUUACAGCAGUUGGGGGCCAAAAAAAUCUGAGGAAUUCGAGAAGUUCUUAGGUAAUAUUAGGGAUGGACGCUUCAUCCGUGCGAAAAACAUGAUCUCAAAACUGAACAAGCUCAAGAUGCCUCUUAAAUGGGAAAAUCUAAUCAAGAUUGCAGGAAAGGGUGUUGCUCCUGGGAGGCUCCAUCUUGCUCGUGCUCUGCUAGAAGCUGGCCAUGUAGAAAAUCUAAAACAGGCUUUUACUCAGUAUCUUUAUGAUGGUGGACCUGCAUAUUCUAUGGGAAGUGAGCCAGUGUCUGAGGAGGCUGUGGAAUUGAUACGUGAAACGGGAGGUAUUGCAGUGCUGGCACAUCCAUGGGCACUGAAGAAUCCUGCCACCAUCAUCAGAAGACUGAAAGAAGCAGGACUACAUGGGAUAGAGGCUUACCGAAACGAUGGAAAACUCGAAGUAUACAGUGAUUUGGCUGAUGCACAAAAUCUUUUGAAACUUGGAGGAUCGGACUAUCAUGGGAGAAGUGGUCAGCACGAAUCCGAGAUGGGAAGUGUGAGUCUUCCAGUGAUGGUGGUGCACGAGUUCCUUAAGGUGGCUCGGCCAAUCUGGUGCAAUGCCAUCAAAGAAAUCCUAGAAACUUAUGUCAAAGAUCCCACUGACUCAAAUUUGAAACUUAUUACGAGAUUUGGACAGACGAAGGUUUCAAGGGGCAUUUCAACUUUCACGUCUGCCAGUGAGUUCAUAAAGCAAUAUUUAUCGACAUGGUUGUCAAAGGAAGAAAGAGAGAGCACAGAUUUUGAGUCUAUCAAAUUGGAGCUUUCCCAUAUUUCAGUCAGUCAAACAGAGUUGGAGGCUCUUGCAGCAAGUAAAUAGUUUCUCUCGAGUUUUUUCCUCUGUUCGUGUUCCUUCCACACACCAUAAGUUCCAAGAAGAGUAAUUUUAUCUAUGCAUUUAAGGGCAACUCUCCUUUCAGAGUUGUCAGUGUAAUAUGUUACGUUUUUGACAAGUUCAGAUGGUUCCAUUAUUUUUUAUUUUCGUGAAGAGCGUCAUCAUGUAAUUCUUCUUCAGAGCUAGACAAUCACCCAGAUUUUUAAGUGUUGAUGGAUAAACAACAUUUGUUUGUUUACUUAUUUA